Messenger RNA from Tachysurus vachellii, 3866 nucleotides. It is a transcript of the gene srrm3, whose product is annotated as serine/arginine repetitive matrix 3. Gene Ontology annotation, molecular function: mRNA binding. The record is from RefSeq and is a predicted model, not a curated record. The transcript has 14 exons. Lineage: Eukaryota; Metazoa; Chordata; Actinopteri; Siluriformes; Bagridae. The coding region runs from base 134 to 1990 and encodes 618 amino acids.
CACCAAGGCCAGAGCACCAGCGAGAAGCCUGGUCCUUACACAGCGACCGAAACUACACAAAAACACCGAGAGAGAUCGGGUUUAAACAGAAACCCGUUCACGAAGCUCGAGGCUUGAGCAGAGUGCUGUGGCCAUGUACGACGGGGCAAGGGUGCCCUCUCCUGAGGCGAGUGCUAACGGUGCCCCAGGUGCCACCACACGCCCCAAUGGCGAUGAAGAACCGGAAGAGGAAGAAGCUGCUCCACCAAAGCCUGUGCUUGUGAAGAAAGCUCGUCGUGAAAUCUUGGACCAUGAGAGAAAGAGACGAGUGGAGCUGAAAUGCAUGGAGCUGCAAGAAAUGAUGGAGGAACAGGGAUACUCAGAAGAAGAGAUCAGGCAGAAGGUCGGGACAUUUCGGCAGAUGUUGAUGGAGAAGGAGGGAGUCAUCACCAGAGAGGGAUCUAAUCCGAGACCACCGGUGACAGUUUUACCCCAUGGUGCUGAAGAGGAUGCAGAGGGCAGUGGGUUCGCUUAUGGCUAUGAGGAAGACUACAACUGGCAUGGAGACUACUAUGAUCGGGAUUCGGUCACCCACGAUGACCAUAGAGCCAAGAGGAAGUCCAGCAGCUCACCUUCUCCUCCACAUAAGAAAAGAAAAAAGAAGAAGGGCAGAAGACACAGUCGGGUUGACAGCUCAUCUCCUACACGGAGAGGAAAAAGGAAGAAGAAUGGCAAGAAGCACAAAAGAGAAAGGUCUACAUCUGGGUCCAGGAGGAAGAGGAGACACAGAUCAGGAACUCCAAAGAGCAAACACAAAGACAAGAGCAAACUGAGAAAGAAAUCUCCAGCAGAGUGUACCAGCAGGAGGCCACAGCGCAGAGGAAGCUGCAGCUCGCGCAGCGCCUCUGUGUCAUCCACAGCCACCAUCUCCAGAUCCCCCAGCAGGUCCAACCUGAAGUACAGAAUGGAGAGACAGAAGAGGUCUAGUCCCAAUGCAUCUCCAUCUCCCGGUCUGGAGAAUGGCCACCACAGCGAGCGAGUUCGCAACGGCAAACACUCCGGACUCAGUCAGCUAGAGGGCGAGAAAAGCAGCGAUAAGCUACGGUCGUUGGCUUCUAUCUCACCGGGUGAAGUGCAGAGGCAGACGUCGCCUAAUGUACGGGAAGCAAAGAGCCACAGCGCCCUAUAUAGGAGCCCUGGACGACAGCAGACACAUGCUCAGAUGGUAGAAGCAGGAAAGGGAGAAGAGAGGCAGCAGCGCGGUGGCAAGCUGUCCUCCGAGACAUCAGGAAAACGAGCAGGACGGAGCUGCCACUCUCCUGCCCAUAGCACUGACUCCCAAACCAAUCUCCAGCCUAAAGCUAAGGGCGCACACGUGAAGAAAGCGAAAGGCUCUCAUACUUCAAAGAGGCACCAUCACGGUAAAACCGUGAACCGACACCGCAGCGUGUCAGCAUCUCCAAAUACACACCGGCGUACUUCAGGCCGCAAAAAGAGCAAAUCGAGCCUACAGCAACGAAGCAGCUCAUGGAGCAGCACUCGCUCUUCUUCACGCUCCAAAUCAAGAGAGCACACGCAAAGCAAGACCAAGUCACCACACACUCGCCAGAACAACUCUAGGGAGAGGGACAGUCCUCACUACUCUGAUGCCGAGAGAGCUCGAAGACGCUCCCGCAGUUAUUCUCCCAUUCGUAAGAGGAGGCGAGACUCACCCAGCUUUAUGGAAGCUCGCAGAAUCACCAGUGCACGCAAGAGGCCGAUACCGUACUACAGGCCUAGUCCAUCUUCCUCCAGUUCUCUGAGCAGCUGCAGUAGCUCCAGCCGAAGCCGAAGCCGGAGUCGGAGCUACGACAGCUACAGCAGCUACAGUCGAAGCAGGAGCAGAAAUCGGAGCAAAAGCAGAAGUAAAAGUCGGAGCAGAGGCAGGAGCAGAAGCAGCAGUCAGUCACGAAGCCCUAGUCAGGCACACAGCUACUACAGUCACAGCAGCUACGAGAGCCCUGGUUUCUGACAAGUGUGGGCUACAGGAACAGACAGAUUAAAGGAGGGAUGGAAAAUCAAAGAAAUGAACAAAUCGACGCUUCAGACCUUUCCUCAUAUUUGUGGUAAACAAGUCAUUAUUAUAGCUAAAAAGGUAUUACCAUAGCCAGGACAGCUGUGGCAACAUAAUGGAAGAUUUCUUCUAUCUUCUAUAAGAAAAGAUGGCAAAACAUCAAAAUUUUCUUGAACCCCAGAAAUUUUUCCUGCACAUCAGAUGAUGAUUAUAUCACACCGAUAAUACAGUUAAUACAAAUCCAAAAUGAACCAACUGAAGAAAAUAAAACACAAAACAAGUUCACAACAAAAAGACACGCAAAGGAUCCUGUCAAACAUCGGUGAGAAAUUCAGGUGUGUACUGAAGUGACGUUACAAACAAAUCAGGAUCGAAUACGGAGACCCAAAGCCGGGAGAACAAAAAGAAGUAAAGCACUUUUAUGGCCUGAAAUUCUUCCAAGUUCAAAAAUAACCAAAAAGGGGUUAGUAGAAGAAGAAGAAGAAGAAGAAGAAGAAGAAGGAGCACCCAGCUGGGAUGAAUGUAAUCCAACAGGGGUCGAAGGCGACUCGAUGGACAGUGAACACAUGCUGUAAUAUUCUUCUCCCCCCUACAGCCCCAAAGACUGACACACAAACAAACCAACAUGAGAACAAACAAAGACUGUAUUACGGAUAUUAACAAUAUUAAUGAUAUUUAUCUCAAGUUUUUUUGCUAGUGGAAAACAGAAUUGUGUGCUUUUCUAAAAAAAAAAUGUAUUAUACGGUACUUACACCGAGAUGUUGACGUGUAAAGGUGUAAACUGCAAGCUCUGGCUGUAAACUAUGCACUGUAUAUCCAAACCUAUACGACAUAAGGCUUUGUAUGUGGAAACGUUAGCAUGAUGCAGCAGAGGAGACUUUCUCACACAAAUACACACACACAUACACAGCUGUAAAUUUCUCUUCUACCCCUCCUUUAUUCUCUGGGUCUUCUUGACCAUUUUCAUAUCAGAUACACCUGUAUGCAGAGAUCUUUUAGAAGUGUAUGAUUACAGUCACUUUCCCACUUUCUUUGGCUGUGGGUACUGCAUACAUGGUUGUAUCACUUUUAGAGCUUUGAAUAAUUUAGCACAUUAGUUCUGUACAGUUAUUAUUAUUAUUAUUAUUAUUAUUAUUAUUAUUAUUGCUGUUGUCAGUUCCUGUCCUUGAAUCCAGGCUGCAAAAAGUCCCACAUGCACAAGUCUUUUGGAUCAUACUGUACAUAUAUAACUAUGUAUUAUUUAUUUACCAAUUUUGUCUUAUUUAUUUGUUAUUUAUUACGUAUUUAUUCCAUGCUUAUUUAUUCAUUCUGAAACAUUUAGAAAAAAAAAAUCUGAUCAAAAAUGAAUCAAGAAAGAAAUGAAUUGGAUCGGAUUUUUAGGAUAAAGUGAAAACGUCCUCCUGUCUGACGUAUAUUUCGGUAAUUACUGAAAUCUGUUACUCCUGUUUUAACCCCAAGCUUUAGUGCAACAAAUUCUCUGUAGUUCCUGACAAAUGAUGAGAUCACCGUUUGUUUGUUUGUUUGUUUGUUUGUUUGUUUGUUUGUUUAUUUAUUUUUAACAUAUUUUGCACAUUACCUUAAUCCAAGAAUCUUUAUCCAACAUUUACCAGCUAAAAUUCAGAUUCAGAUUCAGAUUCCCCAUAAAAACUCUCAUAUUUCUAUCCCUGUUAGACUUUUAGUGAAAUUGACAGAUGAGUUGAUGAUGCAAUCAGGGAAACAUGCGCACAGUCUUCCUUUCCUCUCUUGCUCACACCUUUGUCAGUGUUCUUGUAGUCAUCAUUCAUUCAUGUGGAUCAAUACCCUCUUCAGUAACAAGAAUAUACAGCGCUUAUCA